This is a messenger RNA of Orcinus orca (killer whale), 1684 nucleotides long. RefSeq names its product FXYD domain containing ion transport regulator 6 (gene FXYD6). The transcript is spliced from 8 exons. Gene Ontology annotation, cellular component: membrane. The record is from RefSeq and is a predicted model, not a curated record. The coding region runs from base 142 to 429 and encodes 95 amino acids. NCBI's taxonomy places the organism in Eukaryota, Metazoa, Chordata, Mammalia, Artiodactyla, Delphinidae. Gene Ontology annotation, molecular function: sodium channel regulator activity. Gene Ontology annotation, biological process: regulation of sodium ion transmembrane transporter activity.
AACCCUUCCCAGCAGGGGAGGCGGGAAAAAAGCGAAAGCCUCGCCCACAGCCCUGCCCCCAGCCCCGCCGCUCCCAGGCUCCUCUGGACUCCGCGCAUCCUCCUGGGAUUGUCUCGGAGGGGACCGCGCCGUGCAGACGCCAUGGAGGUGGUGUUGCUCUACCUGUGCGGCCUGCUGGCCCCGGCGGUCCUGGCCAAUGCAGCUGAGCAGGAGAAAGAAAAGGACCCUUUUCAUUAUGACUACCAGACCCUGAGGAUCGGGGGAUUGGUGUUUGCUGUGGUCCUCUUCUCGGUGGGGAUCCUGCUUAUCCUAAGUCGUAGAUGCAAGUGCGGUUUUAACCAGAAGCCGCGCGCUCCAGGGGACGAGGAGGCCCAGGUGGAGAACCUCGUCACUGCAAAUGCAACGGAGCCUCAGAAAGCAGAGAACUGAAGUGCAGCCCUCAGGCACAAAGAACCUGAAGGCAGCUGCUUGAACCUUUAGAUGCAAAUUCUGAUGCUUAAGAAAACCGGCCACUUCAGCAACAGAUCUUUCCCCAGGAGAAGCCAAGAACUUGUGUGUCCCCCACCCUCUCCCCAACCCCUCGACACCUGUCCUCAACUUGAUGAUGCAACCCCUGCCUCCCUGCCGCCUGUGGUCUCGUCCGCCUCCUGUGACGUGUGUCUGUGUGUGUGUGUGUCUGUCUGAUGAUGUGGUCUUUGUGGCUGCUUGUUCGUGGAUGACAUUGUAUCUUAGUGAACCUGGCCCCACUUUCCCGGGCAGGAGCUGAGCCAUGUGGCUGUCAGCUCGUCUCUGCUCUCCAUGGCCCCAUCGCCUUCCACUCCCGGGAGUCUGCUUUGUCCCUAAGAGGCCAGUUCCUUCUCUUGAUUUACGGGUGGAUGGAGGGGUUGGGCACGGGCGGAGUCUCCGAUCGGCUUGGGACUUGGGAAGGUUUACAUCACCUUCGUGAUCCUUCUACAUGGCCCGUCUUCACUCCUUUUAUAAGAACCUUGCUUCCAUAUUUGUCCCUGGACCAAGUCUGUUCUGAGGUCUCUUGGCAGUGGGAGGUUCCCAGCAAGGAGCCGAUGAGCCCGCUUUGCCCUGGGGCAGCUACACCCCUUCCCUGGUGCCCAUCUGCCCCACCUUACUCCGCCCCUGGGGAACGUGCCCCUUGCAUAUCUUCUCAGCAAUAACCCCGUGGGCUCUGGAACCCCACCCCCUUCUCCAGCCUUUCCUGCUCCCAAGAUGCCCAUCUAUAGCCCAGCUCGUCUGGACUCAGACUCCUGUCCCUGGACUGAGGCUCUGUCAGGUGAUGGCUGAAGGGGUGCAUUCAGCUGGGGCCGGUGCUCUGGGGAGGGGCAGCUGGGAGAGCAGGGGUCCUUUGCUUCUCUGUCCACAUCCCACUGGCCAGGCAGCAGCGGGGGCUCCUGCACCCUCUGCUCGCCUGUCGCCGGCCAGAACGGCAAGUGCAGCGGCUGUGCUGCGGGUUAGGGACCCGGCAGGGCUCCGCACAGCCCUGCUGCAGGGGGAACAGCACGAGGUCGAAGCUGGUGAAGAGAGUGGAAAAUCAGACCCCGCCCCUCCCGCUCAUCGUGUUCUCGUGGAAACUAACCAAACCGUGCCGCUGUGACCAGGACUGCUGUUCUCUGUGUCGUGAUCUCUCCUCAACAACGACGAAAAGGAAUAAAAUACCACUUGUUUCCUAGUG